UUGAAACGAAUGGGGGAGCCUUUGUCUUCAUUCUCCAUUUUCAACUUUUAUAAUUGGAUUCCCUCAAAAUCAAGCUGUACUUUUUGUUAAUUUUAUUCAAUUCACGCGUAAAUUCUUUUUAUUAUCUAUUAUAAAUGAGCUACAAUCGGCCACCUUUGGAUUCUGCCGGAGGUCGGCAUCGCGUUGGCAGCAGCGGCAGCGGCAGCAACAGCAGCAGCCGCGACCGAGAAUAUAGCCGGCCUGACCGGCCUGACCGCACAGACACAUAUCCGUUGGUAUCUCGAGACCGCAUACGCUCUGGCUCUAUGGACCAAGGUCAACCGCGCAGCAUUAACUACAGUCAAUCACAGUCCAGUCGCUGGACGGGGCAGGAUAGAUACCAGCGUGCGGGAGCUCAGGUGUCCAGCGACCAAGAACGUGUACACUGGGCGCAGCAGAGGAGUGGGCUGCCGAGACGGCACCCGUCAGAGGGGUCCCAUGGGAUGCAGAGGUUUGUCGCCAGGCAUUCAGUCAGUGGGGGAGAGAGGUUUAGGGGCGCGGCUGAGACAAGCGAGUCAUUGGAGGAGGGCGAGCUUGAUAUGGAGGACCGCAGAAUCACACGGAGAUUGACUGUGAAUGACCGUCUGGGUCUUAGGCCCGCAGAGACUAGACAUCCUCAACAGCAACAGCUGCAGCAGCAACAUCAACAGCAACAUCAGCAUACUCGACAGCCUGUGACUAGGGAUGCGACGCCGUCGCCCAGGCGGUCUCAGGACGAGGACGAGGACGAGGACGGGGACGAGGACGAGGACGAGAACGAGAGCAUACAUACCGAGGUACCUAAGCUUGAGCUGCAGAGCCGUAUUUCGGACAUUGACCGUGAAAUUGCAGAGUGCCAGGAGCGGCUGGUGCGCAUCACAUCCGUUACAGCUGAAGACGUGGUAGCGCCGGCCCAAAAUGAAGCGCAGCCGCAGGCGCUAGCACAGAGUGACGAUCGCACAGUGCCCGGCUCGCCACUUGGCAGUCCCAACAGCGCACCUUUAGAACCCGCAGCGCCCAGUGACCUGCUGCCAGCCUCUGCCGCUGCCGCCGCCACUGCGGCCGAGGGCAGCCCCCUUUUGGUUCCGCAGCAGGCAUCCAGCAGCCCAGGCGCCUCGUCCUCAUCCUCGUCUUCGUCCUCAGAUUUGGAUUCGGAUUCGAAUGACGAGCACAUGUCCGACUCAGAGUCGGCAUUGGACAACGACGGAUCCAAGGACCGCACGCGUGCGCUGGUGGCCAGCAUCUACGCCGACAACCAGCGGCACGCAGCCGCAAUGCACGCGGAGCUGGCGCAGCCCUUCCUCCAGGCAUAUCCACAGUUUGUGCCCGGCAUGCACCAGCAGCCGCAGGACUGGCCGUUUUGGAAAGAGAACGAGGCCGUGCAUGAGCAGCUGCGGCCGCACUUGGCGCGGCUGCUGGGGCGCGAGCACAGGCAGGACCGGGCGCACGCGCGGCGGCUGCAGGAGGAAUACCGCGACCUGUACGCGCGCUGGCGCCGGCGCGUCGAUAGGCUGGACCGGCAGCGCGAGGCACGGCAGCGCGGGACACCGCUGCAGGGCGCAGUGGCUGGGGGGAGCCACAGGAGGCGCGGCGCGGCCGUGCAGGCAGCGGAUGAGUUCGGCUUUACGCUGGGCCCGCUUUUCUCUGCAUCAGCAUCGGCGGCAGCGGCAGCCACCUCGGCAGACAGCGUCGACGCCAGCCUGUUUACGUCGGAUGCAGUGCACUCGGACGCCGAGCUGCAGAAGAUCAUCGAGCGGCUGCAGUACGACGACGCGCGCAAUCCGGAUCUGCGCAGCCAGCGCACGGCGGCGGUCAUUCCCAACAUGGUUCUGGGUGCCAAGGAGCACGCAAUGCUGCGCGUAGAUAACGGCAGUCACCGUGUCGAUGACCCCAUGGCGUUCUACCACGCGCACGCGCCGACGCCUGGGUCGCCUGAGUAUCGCCGCGUGGCGUACGCGAACAACGCCGACCCCAGCCACUUUUGGACGCAGCCCGAGGUGUCCGCGUUUGUUGCCGCCUACCUCGCGCACCCGAAGCAGUUUGGCCGCAUCGCCGCGGCCAUUCCGCACAAGUCCAUGAACGACUGCGUGCUGUUCUACUACCGCAACAAAAAACCCCUGCGUCUAAAGGAGCUUGAGGCUCGGAGCAACAAGAAAUCCAGGCGCAGGCAGCAGCAGCAGCAGCCCGGCGGCAGGAAGCGCAAGGAGAAGGCCAGGGAGAGGCGAGAACGCCGUGCCAGGGAGGAGAGAGAGCGCAUGGCGGUGGAGGCUGCUGCCUCGUACGUUUCUGCCGCUGAAGGCGGCCAGGCAGUUGUCGAGGAUGGCCAGAGCAGCGAGGAGGAGGGCGUCUCGGCCAUGGAUGUCUUGGACCGCAGAUCGAAGAGCAGCGCGCUGUUGCGCAGCAUCAUUGCGGCCAACCGGCAGAGAAAGAGGGAGGCAGGCGGUGGAGACGAGGGGGAGGUGUUCAGUCGCAGCGGGCUUUUGAAUCUCGCUCUGGGCGUGGAGGAGCCUGAGGAGGAUGAGGAGGAGGUUGAGCCCGAAACCAGGCCCAGGCCCAAACCCAGGCCCAGGGAAGCGACGCACACCGACACCACGCCUGCCUCUGCUCCCUCUGCCUCUGGCUCCGCCCCUGCUUCUGCCAAUGCAAUGGACACUGAUUCUGAUCUGAAGGCGCCGAUGGUGGUUGGCUCACCCCCGCCCUCCGCCGUGUCUGCCCCCGCUUCGGUGUCCGAGCCUGUGCCAGUGUCUGCCGUCGAUUCGAGGCAGUGGAAUGCGGGCAGCGGCAUCGAGGGUGGGGGCAGCGGCGGUGACGACGACGAUGACGAAGAAGAGGGUGAGCUAGUUGAGGACGACGGGCACUGGGGGCCGCGCGGCUCGUGCGCCAAGCAUGCCCAGCCUCAGCCUCAGCCUCAGCCACAGCCUCUACAGGCUCCGCCCGCAAUGCCGCCGCAAAAGUCCAGGCAGCGGUCUGAGUUCAACGCUUACGCGCUGGGCGGCAGCAUCGUGCGCACCCGGCGCACCUGCGAAAUCGAGCAAGCAUCGGCAGCGGCUUUAUCAUCGUCGCUGGCGCAGAUGCCCGCAGCCAGCGCUACCUCAGGUGCCGUGGGCAAUUCCGACUCGGGGUCUGACUCGGGCACCAACGACGACGACAUGGAGGACGAGGAAAUCGUCGAGGCCAGCGGCGUGGUCUCUGCCGGAUGUAUCAGCGGAUUACCCGGUAUUUCUCAGGGGGGCACAAGUGGGGUGCUUUCGCGGGUGGUGUCACGCAAGAGCCUCUCGCGGUUCGGGGUCACGCUGACAGCCAUUGUGGACGCGACAACGGGCGGCGAGCGGGACACGGAUUCGCCGCCUGGGUUCUGGCACGGCCAGCCCUUGAGAGAGAAGAUUGACGGAGGGCUGGUGACUGAUCCCUCAGCAGCCUCUGCGGCUCCUCAUCUGGAUGGAUCCGCUGUGGGUGAGCGCCCGACGCCCAAGGAGUCUGCUCUGGACCGGUACGUUACCUCGGAGCCAUCUGUGCUUAAGCGGCCCAUCAGCUCGUACGAGACCCUGCUGAUUGGCUCCACAGCGGCAACCGCAGAUACAAAGCCCACCGGUGCCUUGCCCGGGACGGCGCAUAAGCGGAUGCUGGAGGCGCAGGUAGAGAUAGAGGCUGGCGCGCAAGAGUCUGUCCUUGUGGGGGCAGCCGCGUGGGUACGCGACGACCGGCGCCGAGUGCUGCGUGGGUUCCACCGGCUGGGCGCUGAUUUUGCGCAGGUCGCCUCACUGAUGCCAUCGAAAACCAUGGCGCAGUGUCGGUACUUCUUUUUCCACUACCGCACGCCCGACGGCGCGCUGAUCAGCGACAUUAUUGCCAAAAAGCAGGCGACAGGGGCAGCGGACAGCAGCAGCAGCAGCAAGGCUACGGGGAUGCAGCCGAGGGUUGACUCCCUUGUGUUACCGCCGGUGGCCAGGCGUAUGCCCGAUGGGCUGGUGCUGCCAAUUGGCGGGGCCAAAAGACAGCGCACGCAAUCGCCACAGCCGUCAGCGCAGUCGCAGCAGCCGUCGCAGCAGACUCUAUCGGCGAUGAUGGCUAUGGGCGGUGCGGUGGAUUCGAGUGGCGACGAGGACGACGAGACGCCAUUGGCUGCGCAGUUAGCUGAGGAGCUGGCUGCGCAGGUCCUGGCCAUGGACAACAACAGCUUGCCAGCGACUCCCAUGCCCACGCACCAGAAUCAGCAGCAGCAGCAGCAGCACCAGAGGCGUGCAUCCGAGGUUGUAUCUUCGAGCCGGUCCUCCGAGCUAUCACAACUGCAGCCGCGUCCGUCCAUGACGCUUGUUCUUCCACCGAAAGUAUCCGUCAUCGACCCAGCCGCUGCCAACAACGGAAGCGUGGCGAGCCAGCAGAGCGGACGAACACCAUCUCCAGCGCUUCCCUCUGUGGCUGGUCCUGCCUCUGCCAUAUCGACUGGAGCCGGGGCAGCAUCAUCAUUGGCAGCGGCAGCAGCUACAAUGACGGCAAAGAAGAGCGGGUACUCGUCGUAUUGGUCUGUGCAUGAGCGGUCUGCGUUUAUGCAUUACGUUGUUCGCUUGGGCCAGGAUUGGCUUGGGUUGGCUGAGGCGAUUGGGUCCAAGACAGGAACACAGGUGCGGAAUUAUUUUAGGGCGAACCGAGAGAAACUGGGCUUAGAUGCGGUCAUCGUAGAGUAUCAGCGGAACAAACUCGCUGGAACUGUUCCGCCUAUGACACCCUUCCAGCCGCCACCACCACCGCCAGCACCAACUCUGUCUUUGUCGUCUGCAAUGGUGCCGAUGUCCUCGGUGGUGUCGCUGGGAUCGGGCGGCUUGUCGGCUAUUAGGAGUGCGGUGGGCGAGGAGGAGGGUGUGCGGAAGGAGAAGAGGGGGAGGAAGAGAAAGGUCGAUUUGGCAAAGUCUGCUGCCGCGGUUGAUCAGCCUAUGCCGCCGCUGCCAAUGUCUUUGCAGAUGGGAAGCGGUUCGGCACCGAUGGUGGGGCCGAGCACAGCGCCAGCGUCGAUGGCUAACUUCCCUACGAUGGGCGUGGAUGGCGGCAGAGCGGUCAUUUACGCGCGCUCGUCGGCGGCCUUGCCUGGACCCGAAACGCACUACGCCUUGCAGCAACAUCACCACCACCAUCAGUCUCCGCAUCAUCAAUCCCAGUCUCAGCAGCAACAGCAUCAGUCACAGCCUCAGCAGCCUCAGUCUCAGCAGCAUCAGUUCCAAUCAAACAGCCACUCGCGCACGCGCCCUCCGUCGCUAUCUCUGCAGCAAGGCAGCUGGCCACCGCGACCACCGUCGUUUGCAGCGCAAGGAACCAUGGUGCGCGCCGAGUCUGAUACUUUGUCGUCGCAGCCGACGCCGCCGCCAGUCGAGGGCCUGCCGCGGUUCUCAUCUUCGCCGGUCGUGCCGACGGCGUAUAUUCCGAGAUCAUCGGUGUUGCAGAUUUCCAACUUGACAUCGGCUGUGUCGCCCCUGCCGCCGGUUGCGCGGAUCAUCGAGGAAGUAGAGGACAGGGACGAGGAUGAUGAGGAGCCGAGGAAGGUCAGUGUGACCAAGAUCAAUGCACUAUUGAAUGAUGAUUCACCGGUGGAUACGCCGCAGAAAUGGUUCGAGGACGAGGAUCAGGGGGGCCAGGGAGACGGUGAUGAGCGAGGGAGGCGAGAUAAGGAGGAGGAUGAGGCAACGGGGAUUGCGGCACUGGCACUGGCGUCGAUGAUGGAGCAGAAGCCGGCAUCCAGGCCUUCCUCUGUUGUGCAUGACCGGCCGCUGUACCCGCCGAUGUCCAUUGGCCCCAGCGCAUUCUCCCCCCUGGGCAACAAUGCCGGUAGCAGCAGCAGUGGCCCAAUGUCGCCACUGCAACACCCACAGAAUCAGCAGCAUCAGCAGCACUUUAUUGGAACCAGACCGUCUUCUGUUGGCCCUGCUUCGAUCCCGUAUCAUCAACAUAGCCCGCAUUUGACGCAUCGCCAGCACCCACACCUGCAUCAGCAUCAGCACCAGCACCCACAGCAUUUGCAGCAGGUGCAUGGGAUAAGGCAGCGGAAGCCGUCGGCGCCUUUGCCCUUGCCAAUGCCCCAGAGCGGCGGGUAUGUGCCUUAUGGCAGUUCGGGCAUGCAGCAACAGGAGAGGGUGGUUUUGCCGCGGCCGCUGAUGUCUGCUGGCGUGGGGCCGGCGGCGAGGAGGGUUGUAUAUCACUCUCCUUCGACUGUACCACCACCCCAACAGCAGCAGCAGCAUCAAGCGUCGCAUGGGUUCCAUGGAUAUACGCAGUCUGAGUCUCCUGUGGUGCACCAGAGACAGAUGUUCCAGGUGCCAGGCCAGCAGCAGCAGCAGCAGGUGCAUUAUUACCAUAGCCAGCAGCAACAGCAGCAGCGGCAGCAUCCUCCUUCACAGCAGCCGUCGCCAAUGUUGCAACAGUCAUCGCCAAUGUUACAGCAGCAGCAGCAUCCUAUGCAGCUUCCGCCGCCGCAGCUGCCGCCUCUCCCUCCACAGAACCCGCCUUCAUCGCAGUACCACCAAAACCAGAGCCAGAACCACCAUUACCCGCCACAGCAAUGAGUUUUUUCAUGUUUGAGUUUUUUCAUUUACGUUAGUAAGAAUUAAACAUUACGUAUUUCAUUCUAUUAUAUUUGGUUGUUCUAGCUCUAGCUCUGGUUCUGGUCCUGGUUCUGGU
Molecule: messenger RNA, 6684 nt
Organism: Kickxella alabastrina
Lineage: Eukaryota; Fungi; Kickxellomycota; Kickxellomycetes; Kickxellales; Kickxellaceae
Exons: 1
Coding region: 135-6569 (2144 amino acids)
Biological process (GO): regulation of transcription by RNA polymerase II
Cellular component (GO): Set3 complex
Source: RefSeq, a predicted model, not a curated record